CCAGGCCGAUCCCAUUGUCGCUAUUGUCCUCCAGCCUCCAAUGUAACGAAGACUAUUAUUAACGAGAUAAUAGGGAAGGACUUCCUCUUCUUGCCCAGAUUCGAAUUUGAUUCUGCCUCCCUCCAACUCGACUUUUCCCUUCUCAAGCAACGACCUUCGAAAUCGCGAACAUCCUCGAGAAAGCUCCCACGUCCUCCCAUUCUCCAAUACUUCGAACAAGCAUUUCCCCCUUCUCCUACACACCUUCUACAUCUCAUUCGCUGCUCCUGGGUGAUCUGCGACCAUCAUGGCAACCAUGAUUCCUUCACCGGAGGUUUCCCCAGUCAUAGGGGCUUCCCACAGAAUCGAUCGCCAGCAAUCCAACUCCCCACCUCUACAAGAACAACAACUCUCCAAGAGAGACAAACGCCGUAGCAACCUUGCCAACCGUCUUGUCGAAAUCACUGCUCAGUUCUCUGACAAUCGAGAUGUCCACUACCGCAAUCAGCUCCAAGCUCUGCAGAUCGACAUCAACCUCAUCGGAGAAGCUGAUGCCCACGGUGAUAUGCCACUUCCUGACAGUCCAGCGGCCAUUGAUACGUUGGUUCGGGAGAAUCUUCAAAAGAAUCUGAUGAAGGCUAUUGGUGUCAAUGUUCCCUUGAGAGCUGGUAGAGUUUACGCAGAUUUUGCUAAGGAGAUCAACGAUGCUAUGGAGGACAAAGAUGCUAUGCUGGCUAUGCAUAAGAGGGAUUUCGAUGUCAAAUUGAGCGAACUCACUGCAGACUACGCAUACCGACAGAAAUUGGCCAGCAACGAAUAUCAUGCUUUGUCAACCACCCUCCGCGAUCGAUUGAUCAACAGUGUUACAAGCAAGAAGAACCGUUUGGCAAAGGACAAUGCAUCGCUGGAGCUCGGUGAGAAUAGCAACGCUCUGCUACUUCAUCCAAGCCAAUUCGGUGUCGCAAAUCCUGCCAGCCCUGGUGGUCUUAUUGGCAAGAGAGCUACGAGACAUCGCCGAGACGCAGAUGAUAUACCAAACUUUACAGAAAGCAAUAAGCGAAAGCGCAAAGCUCACGACAGUGAUGAGUCUCCUGCUCCUACCCGUCAACGCAUCGACAAUGGGAAUAGCACUCCGAUCUGGUUUGCAGAACAAAACGCCCUCAAGAACGUGCAGGUUGACUCCGCACUCUACAGCGUCGAGAAGCUGUUCACGGAGAAGGAAUUGGCCAUGACAUACAAUGCCGCGGCCUUAGCUGCCCACUCAUACAUGCAACGUCAAAAGACAUCCGAAGAGAACGAUUCUCCACCAAACGGCAAGUCCGACUCCAGUUCCGAGAACGGGAAGGCGAUUACAGCAGCCGCCGAAGCCGAACCUGAAGAUGCAGACUCCCCACCUGGAGGCGCAUCAAUGGAGCGUCAAUACUCUCAUGCCACUCGCAGCACUCGAGGCGUAAAUUCCUACCUGUCCGGAUUUGGCAUUGAUGCUCUUGGCGACAUCAGCUACCCUGGCACAUUCGAUGCUCUCGUCAAGCAAAUCCCCAAGCUACCUCCACCUGGACUUGUAUAUGGCUCAAAGACUUAUAGCAACAAAGACCCAACAUCCGCGGGUUUUGCAGCAGGCAUGAACGCCGAGGACGCCAACGCAGAAUUCGAACUCAUCAGGAGGGCGAGAAUUUACAACGAGGAGAAUGGGUACGGAAAAAAUCUGGAGCGUGACGAAGGUGCAAGAAGUCUUCUCGAGGUGGCAUCCGACACCAAAAAGCGAUACUCGUGGGUCAAGUCCGAUAACAAGGACCUGCUGAAGGAGGUCAUAAGCAGCGUGAGAGAGGACGCCAACGAGGGCAAUGAGCUUACACUUACUCCUGGCGGUGAGCAAAUGUCGAGGCAAAACACUGGCGACUCGAUGAUCAAGACCACCUCGUCUCGAGGGCGGAAUUUUAAGGGAAGAAAUCCGGCAUGAAUAUGGGGUGUAGGAUUACAUAGACAUUUUCGAUCGAACAAGCGUUGUUUGAUACCAUAGAUGGAUAAUAAAUGAACGCUUUAAAAGUUCCUCCUUGGUCG
Messenger RNA from Hyaloscypha bicolor E, 2040 nucleotides. RefSeq lists its product as uncharacterized. Gene Ontology annotation, molecular function: histone deacetylase binding. Gene Ontology annotation, cellular component: Sin3-type complex. The transcript is spliced from 2 exons. NCBI's taxonomy places the organism in Eukaryota, Fungi, Ascomycota, Leotiomycetes, Helotiales, Hyaloscyphaceae. The coding region runs from base 287 to 1939 and encodes 550 amino acids. The record is from RefSeq and is a predicted model, not a curated record. Gene Ontology annotation, biological process: negative regulation of transcription by RNA polymerase II.